AUGAGCAUGAAUACCCACCCAAUUGAUUUUGAAGCUGUAGUCUCAGCAGCCUUAGCAAAGCAGGCCAGAGAUCUUGAAAACGACAGAAACCUGGCUCUUCAACAGCAAGCUGAACAGUUCAAGCACAGCCUUGCCGAAAUACAAAAUCAAAUGCGAUCUCUUUCGGCUGCUGCAAAUCUUCCUUCCGGUGGAUCUCUUGCUACCAUCAGUGACUCGGCAACUGUAUCCGCAACUCAAACUUCGAACAACACCAUGCCCAUUACCCCAACUCAAUCCUCCGCUUCAAAAGGUUCAAAGAAACCCAAAGGCAAGAGCAAGGAAGCUACCCCACUAAGAGGAGUGCGAGCAACAUCUGAACCUGUUGCAACUGUCAAAAAAACACCAACCUCUGCCUCAAAGACGCCCAAAUCCGGUCGUGUCCGUCAAGUCACCCCCUCGCCGUUGAACCGUAAGCGCCAUCCAGCCCAGCUUGUGACUAGCGACAUACCCAAGCAGUACAAGACAACUAAGAACUCAGUCCCAGCUAAGGUUGACCCUCACCUCUCCCGAGAAUUCCACCAACGAUUCACUUCUGCUGAGCAAGUUGAGAAUGCAAUCACUCAUGCCGAUUCCCCUCAAAUCAUCAGUCAGGAAGACAUCCUCUCCUUAAGACAAGGCCGCUCCGGAAGAUUCAAGCUGGGAAGGGGCAUGGCAAAUAUUGACGAAAUGCAAAUCCUGUACGUGCACGUGGUCUUCUCAAAAGUGGGGAUUCGGGUCUGGGGGCCAAAUCUUGAAGAGUCCCAUGACUCUCUUUUCAACUCUGCAUGUCGUAUCACUGCCUUGAACACCUUCCGCCAACUUGCCUCAAGUGGUGCUUAUCACUACAUGAACAUCAACACCUCGUGCCUCAAUGAGUUGUCAUUCUUAGUCAAUGCCUAUAACCAUUAUGUUCAUUACGUGAUGGAGUCUCGUUUCAAGAAGGAGAUGAAGGAAAUUGGAAAGCAUGGGAAGGACGAGAAAAAGAAGUCAAUCCAAAAGAAUCGAGAGAGGCUCUGCAAAAGUCGGCAUGCAUACGCCGUUGCGAAUAAGUUUCCCGAACGCUACAUCCGAAUUCUCAACAACACUUUGGCGCACAGCGAUGAUGAGUUCAGUCCCGAGCACAACAUCUACAUCAUCAAGACCCUGAGAUACCAUUCAAACAACGCAAAUAUUUUUUUCCGGCGCUUGGAUGUUGAAAUGCUCAAAGCCGAUCAACUUUCCGGAAAGCAGGGACGAAAACGAGUCCGAAAACUCCCCAAAGCACCUAUGGCUUCAACGUUCACCAAGCCCCCUAUUGGUCUCCCACUCGACUUCUAUCAUCGCGGGUGGAUCAAAAGCUUGAAGGAAACCGACCAGCGUCUCAUUCCUGACUCUGAAUCUGUUGCCUUUCUUCCAGACGCCAAACUCUCAUUGUUGCCAACCAGGGUUCCAGACGAGAAGCUAGGUGAUCAAGUGUUUUGUGCCAAGUUCCGUGAUCUCCUUGUUGAACCCUACGGCUUGAAUUUCCUCAAUGGCAACAAAUCCAAUUCGAGCGAUGAUGACAGUGCUGAUGGAGAUAAUGAUGACAUCGAAGUUGAUGAAGACGACACUGACCAAAAUGAAGAGGAAGUGGAAGCUGAGGAGUCUUUGUUCCUUGAUGAGGGAGAUUAUGGAGAGUUGUAUGGUGCUGAUGAAAGCGAUGUUGAGAAUGGAGUUGAUGAAGAGGGUGACCAGGAGGACAUGGAUGACAUGUAA
Messenger RNA from Puccinia graminis f. sp. tritici CRL 75-36-700-3, 1752 nucleotides. RefSeq lists its product as uncharacterized. The transcript is spliced from 3 exons. The record is from RefSeq and is a predicted model, not a curated record. Bases 1 to 1752 code for a protein of 583 amino acids. Lineage: Eukaryota; Fungi; Basidiomycota; Pucciniomycetes; Pucciniales; Pucciniaceae.